UGUCUUUUUACGUCGCAUCUACUUCCAUUCUAGCUGGUCCUUUCUGUUCGCGACCGGACGAGACGUGAAAGCGCAGUCGGGUUAGUUCACGUCUCAUGCGUGAAAAAUUAUAGGAAGGAUCUAUCAAGAUGUCGUUAUCAACGGCACGACCGAUUAUUACGGUAUAUACCGACAAGAAUGAAGCAUCAGGUGAUGUAAUUUCUCUACCAUCUGUUUUCAAAGCUCCGAUUCGCCCAGACAUUGUCAAUGUCGUUCACCAAUUAAUUUCUACUAAUAGUAGGCAACCAUACUGUGUCUCUAAAGAGGCUGGCCAUCAAACCUCUGCUGAAUCAUGGGGCACUGGACGAGCUGUGGCACGUAUACCUCGUGUACGUGGUGGUGGAACUCAUCGUUCUGGUCAGGGUGCAUUUGGUAACAUGUGCCGAGGUGGACGCAUGUUUGCCCCUACCAAGCCAUGGCGACGCUGGCAUCAUCGCGUCAACGUUAAUCAAAAACGUUAUGCCCUCGUUUCUGCUAUUGCUGCAUCUGGUGUUCCUGCACUUGUGCAAUCUAAAGGACACUUGAUUGAGGAAGUCCCAGAAUUUCCAUUGGUUGUUUCUGAUAAAAUUCAAGAAUACACGAAAACUAAGCAGGCUGUCAUCUUUUUAAGACGUAUCAAAGCUUGGAAUGAUAUCCAAAAGGUCUAUAAGUCUCAACGUUUCCGUGCUGGCAAAGGUAAAAUGCGCAAUCGCCGACGCAUUCAUCGACGUGGACCUUUGAUUGUUUACAAUCAAGAUCAGGGCAUCCGUAAAGCAUUCCGCAAUAUUCCCGGCAUCAGUCUGAUGAAUAUCAAUAAGAUGAAUCUUUUAAAAUUGGCACCGGGUGGUCAUGUUGGACGUUUUGUUAUUUGGACAAAAUCUGCUUUUGGACUAUUAGAUUCUCUUUAUGGAACCUGGCGUAAAGAGUCGCAACUCAAAAAAGGAUAUAAUUUGCCAUUCCCCAAAAUGGCUAAUACCGAUCUAUCUAGACUUUUGAAGUCUGAGGAAAUUCGGAAAGUCCUGAGGGCUCCUAGAAAGAAGGUGGUACGCAGAGUGAAGAAAUUGAACCCGUUGACCAACACACGGGCUAUGUUACGACUUAAUCCGUAUGCAGCCGUUUUAAAACGUGCUGCUAUUUUGACCGCGCAGAAACGUCAACACGAGAGGGAUGUUCUUCUCGCUGAAAAACGAGGUAUAAAAUUACCGAAGGAUGCACCGGCAUUGAAGGCUAUUGUUCUUCAGAAGAGGAGGAAACAACAACUUGCUAAGAUCAAGCAGGUGAAACCUCGAGUGAAGAAAAUAGAAAAAGAUACUAUGGCAAAAAAAGUGGAGGAAGAUACUACGGCAAAGAAAAUAGAGAAAGAUACCACAAAAACCAAGAAACUAGCUGCUCCCAAGAAGCCAGCUAAGAAGUAAACAACAAUCAUUGAUAUGGUUGUUAUUAAUACAUAAUUUUUAUUUCUGUCUCUGAAUAAAAGAAAAGGCGGAAAAAAUGC
Messenger RNA from Camponotus floridanus (Florida carpenter ant), 1513 nucleotides. RefSeq names its product 60S ribosomal protein L4 (gene RpL4). Gene Ontology annotation, cellular component: cytosolic large ribosomal subunit; ribosome. Gene Ontology annotation, biological process: translation. The record is from RefSeq and is a predicted model, not a curated record. Gene Ontology annotation, molecular function: RNA binding; structural constituent of ribosome. The coding region runs from base 129 to 1433 and encodes 434 amino acids. Lineage: Eukaryota; Metazoa; Arthropoda; Insecta; Hymenoptera; Formicidae. The transcript has 8 exons.